GGUCCUUCCAAUCCAAACCAUUCCACAAUCCUUUGAUAUUUUGGGGGUGAAAAAUGUACCCUGUGCCUCUCAGGAUCCCUUACCAAGUGUUUUUGUGAUGGUUUUGUAGGUAGUUCCAGCUGAAUAUAACUGCUUCCCUCUGCAGGGGAAUACAGCAGGAAGCUGUCUUGUAUUUACAUGUAAGAAUGUGAGCCUAAAGUCUGACCAGUGAUAAGCCAGCACCAGGAAUUAGUCAUAGACUUGUUUGAGAAAUUACAGCCAACUAGGAAAUAGCAACAACAACAAAAAAAAAACAUUUAUUUCUAGGCAAGUGAAUCAUAUUGAUCCUCUCUGCUUGUGUACACAAACCUUAUCACUUGCAAAAUUUCCCAAAACUAUGAAUUUAUCCCCUAGAUAUCAGGAAGGAGCCUGCAGCCCCCCUGCCAGGGAAUGGGUGAGAUGUUGAUCUUGGUUCAGAUCCAUCCAGAACUGUUGAAAUGUGUUCAGAACAGUCUGAAGUGUAAGACUGAGCACAAGGCACUGCCUUGCUUAAAUCUGGGCAUCUACACCAGACACUGAGUUAGUUCUUUUAAAGUUGGUGCCAUUUUUAUGUUUAAAUUAAAAUGAGAAUCCAUGAGUAAUGGUGAUGGCAGGGGCAGGGAGAAAACCAAAUUAUUUCUGCAGGUUGGUUCGUGGUGGUCCUGCUCGUGUCGUGCUCCAAUCUAUCUCCUCCUUCCCAGACCCACUCAGAGCAUCCCUGGAAUCAGUUCAUCCAUUCCAAGGAUAAACACAGUAAAACUAGGGGUUCCUUUUGUGCUCUUGGAAAAUUAAGCACAAAGUCUUCAGUGAGCAGUUCCUGUUCCUCUUGGCUUUGCAAAAGGAGAGUGGCCCCUCUUUUGGGGUGAUUCCUUUUUCCAGAGGGAGAUCAAAGGAAUUCAACAGGAAAUCUCCUUCAGUGGAGGAGGUUUUCCUCAGGUAACAGUUGCUCUGUUUGGACUCAUCAAGAAUAAAACAUAAAUGAAAGAACAGCCCCUUCCACAUUGCUCUUCUCCCACCAGGCUUUUGAGUGAAGAUUGGAUCUGGUUUUCCCUGCUUUCUGAAGGGGCCAAGGAACACAAGUUGCUCUUUGCUCUGAAAUAUGAGUGGACUUUUAGACAGAGCUCCUGGCGCAGGUGGAAUCCCCAGGAGAGAUAAGGCUUUGCAUACUCUGCUCCUCGAUGGCCUUGGGGAAUGAGGAAAGGGAAAGAGUGGGAUGAACAUCUCUGACUAAUCUGGAAGGAACAGAACGGUCUUAUCUCCAAUCAAUUUACUAUAUUUAGCAUGAUGUAAGAACAGAUUUUCCCCAAGUGAAAACAGUAUUUCUCCACGUUCGCUGGUGCUUGCUGCGCUUCCUGUUGGCUGUACUGGUGUUGCUGGGAUUUAUCCCUCUGAAUUUGGGAAUGUGUAGGGCAGGCACUGCACAGCCUCAAACCCCCUUAGGAACUCCACCCUGCUUUUCUUCUCCCUUCACAUCCCAUUCCUGGGUCCCAGCACUUCCACACAGCGCUGGCCUCAUGCCAUGAACACAUCAAACACCACUUCUUACAGAGAAAGUGAUUCAGGGAACCUCCUCUUCUUGAAGCAGCUCAAGUUACAUUCUCACCCUUUCUGGAAGAUUCCCUCCUGAAUCACACUUUUAUCCUCUGCAUAACCUUAGGAAAACAUGUCACUUUUAUAAAAGAACUAUGAAAUCGUUGCAACAAGUGCUUGGUAAACAGGAGCCUGUCCGCUGUGCGUGCCCCAGGCAGCAGCAAACCUCCUGAGAUGGGCACAGCUCUCCCUGGGCUGGGUGGGGCCAUCCCAAGGGCUUUGCAGAGAAAAUGACACCUCGGGAGUGAGGUUUGAGGGAGUUUGAUGUGAUUUUGGAUCCUGAAAUGAAGCUGCCUGUGAGGAGGGAGUACCCCCUGCACUGAAGAGGGAUGAGCACCUUGGGAAGCUCCCGUGAUGGAGAGGGAGAGAGCUGAGCUGCUGCCUGGCCUCAAAGGGUUACUGAACUGGGUGUGCCACAGAGAAAUGCUUUAGUGCCUGCAGCAGCUGCUGAAAUUAGAAUGAAAUUAAAUUCUUUCUUCUGGAUUAGUUACUGCAAAAUCUCUCAUCUCAGCCUGUGUGAAAGUUCAACUGCUUCCUUUGUUCAUGAGGUGAAGGAGACUUUUGUCAACUCCGGUGUCUGGGUUUUCAUUAUUCUUCUUAAAUAAAGGUCUGUUUCUCUAUUUAUUAAAACUCUAAAACCUCUCUGUACUUUUAAAAUCGGCUUUUAGCAUCUGGGCUUUUCAUUAAAGGUGCUGAUAGGUCAUGUGUCAUCACAGGUGACCUUCAAGAGCAGCAAAGGGCAGGUUUUGAUCCUGAAGGUGAGUGAGGGAAAGCUUUUCCACCAGCUUUGUUCCAGUCCCCCCUUGGCUGUACCCACAGCUCCCUUCUGUAUCUCUUCCUCACAGCUGCAGUGUCCUGAGGGUGGUUUGAGGACUUUUCCUCUCUUUGCCUUUCCUAUGCUGGCCAGAGAAGGAGAAAUCCCUGAUGCAGACACAUUGUCAGCCAUGAGGGGCACAGGUCAGCCCAGACAGGAUUUCUGUGUGUGGGAAUGAUGUUCAUAACACAGCUGCUCCUCUCCAAGCAUUUGGGACAAGGCUAUUUCUUGUUGGAUCUGGAGAGGAGCUGUCUUUGGCUGCUCCUGAGCACCUGUGCACUCAGAUUCUGCUUCUACUGAACUUACUCCUGAUCCACACUGAAAUGAAAAGCAAAGCAUCAGUGUUCAUUUGUCAUGGAGGCUGAUCUUGGAAUGAUCAGCCCUGGUGACUGUGGGGCCUUCCUGCAGUCUCUGGGCCACCUCCUUUGUCUUCCCAGCCGUGGGCAAUUUGGGGCAGGCAGUUUGCUGUGACUCCCUGUGACAACACCUUAGUCCCCUGCCCUGACACAAACAUGUUUCUGUCCCCAGAGCAGCUGUUUAUGGCUGGAGUGAUGCUCCUCGAGUGGCAGAGCUCCAACCUUGGUGGGGUGCAGGAGGCUCUCUUGGAGCAGACUGCAAAAUUAUGGGAGUCAUUACGGAAAAAUCCCGUGUUUUCUGCAUCUUGGCAAAGCUGGGUUUGCACUCCUAUUAUUAUUAUUGCCUGUUAAUUUAUGAUCUCUUUGGUACCUUGUAAAACAACUAAAGGAAAAUUAAGUGCUGCCCUCAGGGCUGUGUAAAUAAAUAUUGAUGAUGAAACAGCAGUGUCCAACAGUUCUUGCUGAGGCUCACUUUUUCUGGGCAGACCCCUCCUGUCCUGCCAUUAAUUAUUACCCACGAGGAGGCACUGAUUUAUGCCAGGAUGACACGGAAGCUGCAGAAGACACAAAGUAAAGUUGAUCAUGUCAGAAAAACAAUAUUUGUCUUGUUUUUUAUGAGUUCAGAUGCAUCCAGCACAGAAGUGGAAUUAUGGCCUCUGCUGGUGGGUUACCCAUCCUUCCCCACAGGAGCGGCCCUGGAGCUGUGGGGAGCUUUGAGGAGCACUGUGUCCAUCCAAGGCCAUCUGGCCCAGCCUCCUGCUUUUGUAGGUGGUGUCACUGCAGACGUGAUGUGGCUCCUGAGGUCAUUCUGGAGCAGUUUAGUGACAUCACACUCGGCACUGCCAGGGCACCGAUGCUGCUGUGGCAGCUGCAGAGCUGGGACUGAGCCCUCCAGGUGACUCCAAAGGUGCUGGUGUCUCAGAGGAGUGCCAGGCUUUUCCCCUCCCUCCCUGCACCUCAGUUCUGUGUCACAGUGACCUUCACUUCCACAAAACGUUUUCUCAAUAACCAAUUCUUGAGUUUUGAGCAGUUUUGCUCAUAUUUGGUUUUAUACAACACUACUAUCACCAGCAAUCUCCCAGUCAGUCUGAUCUUUUCCAGAAGAUCAGCUCUCCAAACUGCAUGGCUGCUCCUUCUGCCUCAGGUGACCUGUAAACCCCUGUGUAGCUUCACCUUCCUGUUGUAACAUUCCAUUAGAUGUUUUCCACACCCCUUUUCUGCUUGAACUCCCUAAGAAUGAUGAAACACAGCAAAGCUUUUGACCAAGGCUGUUUCCUACUCUUCUGUUUUUUAUGGCAUGCACAGAUGGUGCUCUCUGAGCCUCCCCAGCCAUCUCCUUGAUCUGCAGCCCCUCCAAGGCUUUCCUUGUCUUUGGCUUUUCCCAAUCAGAAUAAACAUGUUCCAACUUUUACAUUCUUGGAAAUACGUUGUGAUUUGUGUUUGCUCUGAGACAGGAAACCAAGCCCAGUGCUUCACUGGGAGUCUUGGUCCCAGAUGUUUCCAAGAGCCACUUCAGAGCCACGUGAGGGUGAGCUUGGCCCUGGCUUGGCUGCCAAGGAGAAGCCAAGGAGUGCAGGUUUGAGGACAUGGAGUCAGCAAAGGGUUUUGGCACCUGAGAGACUGGAACUUUUCUAAAUAAAUCUGCUGGAUGAAGUGAUUUCCUCUCACUCCAUAAAAUCCUUAGUUUUUGAUCUGGGGAGAUUUACCAGCAUGUGCUCUGGCUGGAGCCUUUGUAACAGAGGGAUGGAGGGUCUGAUUCCAGGGCUGUGGAGGGCAGGGAGCUGCUCCACAUCCCUUUUCCACAGGGCAGCUCCUGUGUGGCUUCCUGAGCCAGGAAAUGCCUUGGAGAUGCUGUUGGAGAGAUUUUCUCUCCAAAACCCACACCAAACCAAAGUGCUCUUUGGAUAACUUUCCCUUUUUAAUACAGGCCAGAUACCCAGCAUCAUUAAAUAAAAUAAAUAAUAAAGAAAUCAAUAAAUAUCAUCAAUAAAUAAAUCCAACUGCAAUAAUCCCUCUUUCUUUGUCCCCAGAAACUGCCACCCUGCUGUGUGGGAGCAGCCUCCUGUGCCCGUGGAACACAAGCCGAGAUCUUCCCGACUGUAUUUUCCAGAAGGAAUCUGGUUUGGCUUCCUGUUCCAGUUCUGGGGUGGAGGGUUUGAUGGAUGAAAAAUCCCCUGUAGCUGUUGCUGAGGGUUUGAGAUACCAGGUGUAGCUGGGAAAUGAAAGGGAGGCAUGGCUGAGCCUCUCAGUUUGGGUUCCAAUAAUGAUAAUGAUAAAGAUAAUUACAGCCACAAUGGUUCAAUUGAGGCUUUAUCAAAGAAGAGGCGGUUUGAUCACAGGAUUCGGGGGUUCAGGGAGAGGCCAGUCUGUCCAAGGCUGGAAUUGUCUCUCCUGCUGUGCAGUGGAGCUGCCCUGGGAGGGUUUGGACACCUGGAUGGAUGCAGGGCAGAGCAGUCAGAGCUGAAUUCCCAUCACAUAUUUACACCUCAGGAGCUUUCAAUCUUUUAGUUACAUCCUGGGGAUGUGUCUGUUCAUAACAUCGGUAUCUCCGUGGAGAUAUUGAUAAAACGCUCAGAAAUCUAUUUAAAGUAACUCGGCAGGAGGGACAAAACAGGAAAAAAAAAUAUUUGCAACAAAUAUUACUCACGUUAAAUGAUGCCUGUGUUUAUCUGUAUUUUACAGCUCAUGUUCUAUAUCAGUUUUUGGGGCCAGAGUGAGCUCAGCCCGAGCAAUACAGCCAUAAAAUCCUCACGUGUGUCCCGGAAAUAUCUCGGGGCAGGUGCUACUGCCCCUGUGACCUCCUGUAACCAAACAUCCCCGGCUCCCUUCCCUCCCUUCCCGGCACUGCUUGCUAAGGAUGUGAUAAAAUAAUCUGUUUUUCCUCCCUGUGUCCCGCCUGCAGCCGGCAGCAUUUGCAUGUUAAAAGCGGGGGGAAAGGUAAAAGGCACGCGGUAGUUUGCUAAAUCACGGAAUUUCUGCCCGGUGGAUGGGCGGAGGAGGAAGCUCGGGAACAUCUCUGCCCUGCCUCCUGCUCCAGGGUAUUUAACCUCGGCAGGCAGGGCUGGAGCAGCAUCUCUGCUCCCUCCAGCUCUCAUCCUUGCCUCUCACAUCCCCCCUGCUCCCUGCCAAGGACGAGCAGCGCUGGGGAAGAUGAGCUGCAAUAGGUACCCCGUGGAUGUCAAAGCUGUCGGCUUCAUGCUGUGCAGAAAACAGAAGAACUACAUGAUGUUUGUGUCCUGGUCAGAUCAGAACAACAUUCUCAUCUACAGGACAUUUGAAGACUUUAAGAAAUUCCAUAAAGAGCUGAAGAGAAAAUUCCCCACUGAGAGUGGGUCACUGAGGAGUUUACCCAGGUUUAAAGGUAUAACUAUGCAGCAGAGAAAGGGUGGGAAGCUGAACAGGUGCCUGGAGAUCCUGAAACUGCUGGAAACGUAUUCCCAGGAGCUGCUGAAAACCGAUGUGAAAAUCUCCCGGGGUGAAGAGGUGAAUCAGUUUUUCAAGGCACAGACUCAAGACCUCGAUCCCUCCUUCCCUGAAAACAGUGUUGUGAUCAUGCCAUCAGUAUUCAGAAGGGAGAAGAACCCCCAGCCCCUCUCCAUCACCCUCCCUCAGGCGUCGCAGAGCUACCGCUGCAUCGAGGCCUUUGAAACCAAAGACACAAAGAACAAACCCUUCAGGGUGGCUCAGAAGGAGAUUGUGGAAGUGCUAAUCCAGGACAUGACUGGCUGGUGGCUGGUGGAAAAUGCAGACAAGCAGAUAGCCUGGUUCCCAGCCUCGUACCUGGAAGAGCUCGAUGCCUAUGAGGACAUCCAGAAUGACUUCAGCUCAGAUGAGGAGGGCAGUCUGUACUUUGUGGUGCAGGCCUACGAGGCUCAGAAUGCAGACGAGCUCUCGCUGAACCAGGGGGUGGUCGUGGAGGUGCUCAGGAGAUCCCACAAUGGCUGGUGGCUGAUCCGGUACAACGGCUGCACUGGCUACAUGCCCUCGCUGUUCCUGCGGCCCUACCAGAACCCUCACCACAAGCUCCAGACCAUCCUGAGCUGUGGCCCCGAGGCCUCCACACCGACGGUGCAGCGAGCAGCGGGGCCCCGGCCCGGCCCGGCAGCAGCGCUGCGGCUCCCCGAGGGGCAGAUCCCGCUCCCUGCCCAGGGCCAGCUCCACUCCAGAGCUGGAUUUGGACAGCUCCUCCCUGAGCUCAGCGGGCAGCAGUGAUGGGGACGCCCGGCUGGCCUGGAAAGCCGACUUGUCGCGGUCGCUGCCCGAGGUGGAGCAGGCCAGG
Cyanistes caeruleus (blue tit) is the source of this 7057-nucleotide messenger RNA. It is a transcript of the gene NOXO1, whose product is annotated as NADPH oxidase organizer 1. Gene Ontology annotation, biological process: superoxide anion generation. The record is from RefSeq and is a predicted model, not a curated record. Gene Ontology annotation, molecular function: phosphatidylinositol binding; superoxide-generating NADPH oxidase activator activity; protein binding. NCBI's taxonomy places the organism in Eukaryota, Metazoa, Chordata, Aves, Passeriformes, Paridae. Gene Ontology annotation, cellular component: cytoplasm.